Messenger RNA from Plodia interpunctella (Indianmeal moth), 1420 nucleotides. RefSeq names its product glutamine synthetase 1, mitochondrial-like. Gene Ontology annotation, cellular component: cytoplasm. Gene Ontology annotation, molecular function: glutamine synthetase activity. The record is from RefSeq and is a predicted model, not a curated record. NCBI's taxonomy places the organism in Eukaryota, Metazoa, Arthropoda, Insecta, Lepidoptera, Pyralidae. Bases 102 to 1310 code for a protein of 402 amino acids. The transcript has a single exon.
GAAUAAAUGAUUUUUCUAGAUUGACAAGGAAAAUAUCAAAAAAUGCGUUAAAAUUCUAGUAUUGUAUUAUUUUUUGGCAUAAUUUAAAAAAAUAUAUCAAAAUGUUUAAAGUAGUUAAACUUCUCACCAGUUAUACCCCAUCAUGUAAGAUAAUACAAUCAAGAUCGUUAAUGAAACACAACAUCAAUCAUAUUAUAAGUAAGAAAAUCAUCGAUAGGUAUUUAAGACUUCCAUGGCCAUGCAAUAAAGUUUUAGCUACAUAUUUUUGGAUCGAUGGAUCCGGGAUCAAUAUGAGAUGUAAAGACAGGAUCCUGAAUUGUGUACCUUAUUCUGCAGAAGUAGCUCCAGGAUGGGCUUUUGAUGGUAGUUCAACUGGCCAAGCAACUACUGAUAAGUCAGACACCAGAUUACAAGCAGCUGCUGUUUAUAGGGACCCUUUUCGAAUGGAGCCCCACGUAAUAGUUUUGGCUGAGGUUUACUUAGGAGAUGGCGAUACCCCGGCACCUACUAAUCACCGAAAAAAAUGUUACGACUUGUGUGAAGCGUGGGCAGAAGAAGAACCUUGGUUUGGACUCGAACAAGAGUAUACUAUGUUAGACGUGGAUGGUUGGGGCCUUGGGUGGCCCAAAGGCGGGGGUUUUCCUGCAGUCAAGUAUCAAUAUUCUUACUGUGGAGUUGGAGCUAAGUACAUAGCAGGGCGAGAAGUGUCUGAAGCCCAUGCACGGGCUUGUUUGUACGCCGGCCUUGAUUUUGAAGGCACAAAUGCGGAAGUGAUGUAUGCUUGCUGGGAGUGGCAAAUUGGAACUACCGUAGGCAUUAAAGCUCCAGACGAUUUAUGGGCGUCACGAUUCAUUAUGAGUCGAGUAGCUGAAGAAUAUGGUGUUGACAUUACCUAUCAUCCAAAACCGAUGGGAGCUUUGCACCCUGGUGUAGGCAUGCAUCAUAAUUUCAGUACAAAACGAAUGCGUUCGGAUGGAGGUUAUCAAUUCAUUGAAGAAUGCAUUAAAAAAUUGGAACAAAAUCAUAUGAAACAUAUGAAAGUUUACGGUAACGAUGAGGCAACUAAUCGAAUGAGACUAUCUGGAAGGUUUGAGACUGCUCCAUUUGAAAAGUUUUCAUGGGGAGUAGCCAGUAGGGCGGCUUCAGUCAGAGUACAAAGAAGUGUAAAACAGAAGGGUAAAGGAUUCUUUGAAGACAGGCGGCCUGCUGGUGAUUGUGAUCCAUAUUUAGUAUGUGGACUUUUGAUGGAAACUUGCCUUGGCUCUGGACCAAGUGGCGGUGGCGGAAAAGGGAACCCUUGUAAAAAGUAAUCUAUGGAUGCCAGUAGUUUGUUUUAAGUUGAGUUUGUUUAUUUUGGUUUGUUUUAAUAACCAUAUUUUAUGUACACAUUUUUUCUUAUUAAAUUACCAUGUGUAAUUGA